AUGGCGUACAAUUCGCUGACUGAGGCUCCUCACAACCUCAAGGAGGGUAUUGACUGGUUGGUCGCCCUGAAGGGAAAAGAUGCUGAAAAGAGCUUGGCGGCUAUGGGUGACGCCAUUCACAAGUUCCUUGCGGAUAAGCCUGUCGGCAAGAUGAAUGUGCCAGCUCUAGAGAAGGUAAAACUUAUUACUAAGGAGUUCCUGGAAAAACCGGCACUUAAUUAUAUAUGGCCCGCCAACGAGCUGCUGAGGAGAUUCAAGGGGCCUCUGAGUAAGGAGCAUCCUGGCUUUUUCGCUAGCUGCUUUGGAGGUACAAUCGAAAGCGACUAUGCGAAUGUCGUGCAGACCAAGAAUCUAACUGCUGAAACUAUCGCAAAGAAACUAGGUAAAGUCGUGGAUGGUUGUGAGAAGUUUUUAGAAAACGUAAAGAACCCUGAUGAGUACAAGUCUUCUUACAGUUCAGAAGCUUCGUGGGAGGCAUCAUGCGCAAAGGACCCGGAAGCCUGCGCAGUGGUCCUGGUGGGGAUCGCGCCGAUGCUGUACGCAGGUCUACAUUCUUUGCUGUUUGCGUGCAAUGAUGAAGCCUUGAAAUACGUGCGGUCUUAUCCAAUUAGGAGUAGUUUGGAAGAGAUAUUGAGAGCUGUGGGUUACGAGGGGCCGGAAUGCUGCGCUAAAAUUAGUGGUCCUUAUGUAUUAAAGGCGUUGAAAGGCGUGAAUUCGACAGUAUUAUCCACAAUCUACGACCUCGCUGGUUUCUGGGCUUUCUAUUGA
Molecule: messenger RNA, 768 nt
Organism: Babesia ovata
Lineage: Eukaryota; Apicomplexa; Aconoidasida; Piroplasmida; Babesiidae
Exons: 1
Coding region: 1-768 (255 amino acids)
Source: RefSeq, a predicted model, not a curated record